UUCUUAUAUAAUAUUGUUAUUGUACUAUUAUAAUAAGAUACAUUGGCCGUUCUAUUUGUACAGCCACCAAAUUGAUUCAGCCUGAUAAAGCUUAUCAUUUAUUCCAGUAAACUAGCAGAACUCGAUUCAAGACAUGACGCAAUGUAAUGUGUCUGUUUUUAAUUUGUGGUAGUACAGUUACGAAUACCUAUUGUGUUUAUAGUCAUAAACCAAAGGAAUAUUUUUUUUUAAAUAUUUUCUGAUAUGCCUUUGCCGUUUCACAAAGAUCCAAAACCUGCAACUGAGGAAAAAAUUCAAAAGCACAGUCAUAAGGAUGUUAAUAUUCUUAUUCUUGGAAUACAAGGUGUCGGAAAGUCAGCUCUUACCGUUCGAUACUUAACGAAAAGAUUUAUUGGUGAUUAUGAAACUGAACACGAAUCACUUUGUUCACAUGUAAUUAUGAUUGAUGGUAAACCCUUGAGUAUUCACAUACUUGACACGGCAUGGAAGGACGGUGCUUGCAUGAAAGACGAAUAUCUUAUGUGGGCAGAUGGUGUUAUUCUAGUGUAUUCAAUGGUUGACAAAUCAAGUUUUGAUAAAUUACGUGAAAUAGCGGAGUGGAUAUUAGCCAAAAAAGGAGAAGAAAAAGUAAUUGCCGUGAUUGGAAAUAAAAGCGAUCUUAUUCACCGGAAACAGGUAUCUGACACGGAAGCGACUCGAUUUUGUGCCGAAUACAAUUGUUUGUCUUUUGACACAUCUGCAAGUGAUAGUUAUACAGACGUAUCUAAUGCGUUUAAUACGAUAAUUCGGGAGAUUAAGUUAAACAAUAAAAAGAGGGAAAAACUAAAUAAACUAAUGCAUAAUCCCAGCGUUUUAGCUAAGUUACAAAUUAGACAAUCUUUGAAGAAUUUGGCUGAGAUGAAAUGGCGGAGUCGGACUUCUACAAUGUAGAACUGAUAUAUAUUACUUAUUUUGUAUUUUAUAUUUACUCUUAAAAUAAAAGGUGUUACAGCAGUUGUACGAAAACCUCAAAAUGUAACUGCAACCCUCUAACAUGUUUUUCGUUCUUAAACUAAAAACAUUGAUAUUCGAAUUAUUGUCUCAAGAGUAGCAUAUUUGGAAUAAUCUGCUAGCUGUAGCUUAUGAAGUUCAUGAAAAUAACAUAAACAUAAUAGUACUCAUUUCCGUUAUCAGUGUGAGCUAAUUUAGG
Molecule: messenger RNA, 1189 nt
Organism: Mytilus trossulus (common blue mussel)
Lineage: Eukaryota; Metazoa; Mollusca; Bivalvia; Mytilida; Mytilidae
Product: ras-related and estrogen-regulated growth inhibitor-like protein
Exons: 4
Coding region: 244-930 (228 amino acids)
Molecular function (GO): GTP binding; GTPase activity
Source: RefSeq, a predicted model, not a curated record